GUGAAUGGCCCUGAUGGGAUCCUGCAGAAUGGAGCUGUGGAUGAGAACGUGGCCAAGACCAGCCAGCUGCUGGCAGAGCUCAACUUCGAGGAGGAUGAGGAGGACACCUACUACACCAAGGACCUGCCUGUGCACGCCUGCAGCUACUGUGGGAUCCACGACCCUGCCUGUGUGGUUUACUGCAACACCAGCAAGAAAUGGUUCUGCAACGGCCGUGGGAACACCUCUGGCAGCCACAUCGUGAACCACCUGGUGAGAGCCAAGUGCAAGGAGGUGACGCUGCACAAGGACGGGCCCCUGGGAGAGACGGUGCUGGAGUGCUACAACUGCGGCUGCCGCAACGUCUUCCUGCUGGGCUUCAUCCCAGCCAAGGCUGACUCCGUGGUGGUUCUGCUCUGCAGGCAGCCCUGUGCCAGCCAGAGCAGCCUGAAGGACAUCAACUGGGACAGCUCCCAGUGGCAGCCCCUGAUCCAGGACCGCUGCUUCCUCUCGUGGCUGGUGAAGAUCCCCUCGGAGCAGGAGCAGCUCCGCGCCCGCCAGAUCACGGCCCAGCAGAUCAACAAGCUGGAGGAGCUCUGGAAGGAAAAUCCAUCUGCAACCCUCGAGGACUUGGAAAAACCUGGUGUUGAUGAGGAACCCCAGCAUGUCCUGCUUAGAUAUGAAGAUGCUUAUCAAUACCAAAAUAUAUUCGGUCCUCUGGUCAAGCUUGAGGCAGAUUAUGACAAGAAACUCAAGGAAUCUCAGACCCAAGAUAACAUCACAGUCAGGUGGGACCUGGGCUUGAACAAGAAGAGAAUUGCUUAUUUCACUUUGCCAAAGACUGAUUCAGACAUGCGCCUCAUGCAGGGAGAUGAGAUCUGCCUGAGGUACAAGGGAGACCUGGCCCCCCUCUGGAAAGGAAUCGGGCACGUGAUCAAAGUUCCUGACAGUUCUACAGAUUAUGGUGAUGAGAUCGCCAUCGAGCUGAGGAGCAGCGUGGGAGCUCCCGUGGAGGUCACCCACAACUUCCAGGUGGAUUUUGUGUGGAAAUCCACUUCCUUUGACAGGAUGCAGAGUGCUCUGAAAACGUUUGCAGUGGACGAGACCUCAGUGUCUGGGUACAUUUACCACAAACUGCUGGGCCACGAGGUGGAAGAUGUCAUCAUCAAAUGCCAGCUGCCAAAACGCUUCACAGCCCAGGGACUCCCUGAUCUCAACCACUCUCAGGUUUAUGCUGUCAAGACCGUCCUGCAGCGUCCUCUGAGCCUUAUCCAGGGUCCCCCUGGCACUGGGAAAACAGUGACAUCAGCCACCAUCGUGUAUCACCUGGCCAGGCAGGGCAAUGGGCCUGUGCUGGUGUGUGCCCCCAGCAACAUCGCCGUGGAUCAGCUGACAGAGAAGAUCCACCAGACUGGCCUCAAGGUGGUUCGUCUGUGUGCCAAGAGCCGCGAGGCCAUCGACUCCCCCGUGUCCUUCCUGGCCCUGCACAACCAGAUCAGGAACAUGGACAGCAUGCCAGAGCUUCAGAAGCUGCAGCAGCUCAAGGAUGAGACUGGAGAACUUUCCUCUGCUGAUGAGAAGCGUUACCGGGCGCUGAAACGCACGGCGGAGCGGGAGCUGCUCAUG
Messenger RNA from Zonotrichia albicollis (white-throated sparrow), 1605 nucleotides. The record is from RefSeq and is a predicted model, not a curated record. Lineage: Eukaryota; Metazoa; Chordata; Aves; Passeriformes; Passerellidae.